Molecule: messenger RNA, 984 nt
Organism: Paramecium tetraurelia
Lineage: Eukaryota; Ciliophora; Oligohymenophorea; Peniculida; Parameciidae
Exons: 3
Source: RefSeq, a predicted model, not a curated record
AUGCAUCAUAGAAAGAGCUUAUCGCCGUUUAGCGAAAAAGUGAGAGUUAUUUAAUUUACUUGUUUAAGAUUGGAGUUUCUUUACCCAUUAGUUUGUGAACCGUUAAAAGUAAUAGUGUGUGAGAAACAUACCUUUAUUGCUAAACCUUAAGAUCAAAGAUGUGCAAUGGUCAAUCAAACAUAAGCUAUUGAAGUUUUUAAUCAUAAGAUCAAAAUUGAAAUCUAAAACUUAGGAAUCUCGCAUCUAGACUUAAAUACAUACUAAGCAUUUUCAUUAGAAAAAGUUCCAAUUUAUGAUAAGAAAAAUUAGAAGUAAUUGAUUGGAUUCCUAUGCUUUAAGAUUGAUGAAACAUCAAAAAAGAGCACUCCCAAUACUAGCAUUUAAAACUCAAGAGAAUAAUCAUUAAAUUUUGGUUCAAAUUUAUUUACCAUUGCAUUUAAUGAUUAAUCAUAACAAUAAAACUAGAAGUAACAAAAUUCAAAUUAAAAAUACUCUAACGAAGAAAUUAAAAGAAAUAUAGAUUAAAUAGCUUAAAUUUAUGAAGAAAUGAGUAGAGAAUAAAAUCAAUUAUUGCAGCAAGAUUUAAAAUUAAAAAAAUUAGACACUGAAAUCAAAGAUUUGAAUUUAUAAUUAAAGUCCUUUCAUGAUUAAGAGCAUCAAAUAGAUUUAUAAUUUAAAAAAUUAUAAACUCAAUCUCCAUAAUUAUAAAUGCUAAUUAAUCAAAAAAUAUAGUAAUAAUAAUCAAUCCUAACAUUUAAGAGAAAAUAAGAAAAUCCAAUUUAAAAAUAAUCACCCUCAUAAAUAAUUAGAACAGAACAAACUAGUUCAAGAUUAAAGAAAUCUAAUGUUCUUCCACAAUAAAUAACGAUUAGCUUAAUUGAAUAAGAAAAAUUCAUGAAAAAAUAAAAUAAAGAACCUGAAAUUCCUGUCAAUAUGUCAAUACCAUUUUCUUUUAAUGAAUAUUUUAGUUUAUUCAAAAAUUGA